AUGACGCACAGUCAAUCGGCCUCGUCGUCGUUCGACCCGUAUGCGUGGAAGAAUUUUUAUUUUGAAAUAGAUCGCGAGGAGGCGACUCGUCUGCUUUGUGAAGAUCCAGACUCUACACUGGGCACGUUCCUCAUUCGUGACUCAACCUCACCGGGCAGUUAUGCUCUUUCUGUUCGUGAGGAGUUGAGUGGUGACUUGCAAGUGCGACACUAUCUUAUAGAACCGACUUAUGAUGAGGAUGCUGGACGUACAGGUGUUAAGGUAAUAAUUUUUUAG
Anisakis simplex (herring worm) is the source of this 276-nucleotide messenger RNA. NCBI's taxonomy places the organism in Eukaryota, Metazoa, Nematoda, Chromadorea, Rhabditida, Anisakidae. The record is from the annotation of a GenBank genome assembly.